Molecule: messenger RNA, 2820 nt
Organism: Rhinocladiella mackenziei CBS 650.93
Lineage: Eukaryota; Fungi; Ascomycota; Eurotiomycetes; Chaetothyriales; Herpotrichiellaceae
Exons: 2
Coding region: 1-2820 (939 amino acids)
Biological process (GO): regulation of transcription by RNA polymerase II
Molecular function (GO): DNA-binding transcription factor activity, RNA polymerase II-specific; RNA polymerase II cis-regulatory region sequence-specific DNA binding
Source: RefSeq, a predicted model, not a curated record
AUGGCGCAGUCACCAACCCACCAGCUGGAGGAAGCUCCAGACCUGCAAGGCUCUUCCCAUACAAACAAUGCAACAUCAAAUACAGAAAAACAUCGUCCAAAAUCUCAAGGUUCGACAGCCAGUUUACAAUCGGUCGGCGUAGGAAGCGCUUUUCAACCCGCGGCGUCGCAGCAACAACAACAACAAGACGACUCGACGAUGCCUCUUGACCAGAAUGCCUUUUUCGUUCAACAUGGCCACCACCCAGCCGCUGCAAUGUACGGUCCUCCAGAAGAAAUGCUCAUACCUUAUCCGCAUAAUAUGGGUGCACAUCUUCAACAACAGCCUGUGGAUCCCACAACGGGAAUGCCACAACACGAAAUGCGACCAAUGUCACAAUCAGCAUUUCAAGAAAUGCCACGUUUUCCCCUACAAUACCCUCCUGGAAUACCACCCUACACCGUUGGUCCUCAGCAUAUGCAUCACAUGCGCCAUCAUUCCGAACAAUUCGAAGGUUCUCCCGCCCCCGAAGACUCGAAUACAGAAAAUGGUGGAGCGAAGAGAAGAAAAGGAACGGCUUCAAGUGUGGCAAAUGACCAGGAACUGCGACGAUUGCUUGCUCAAUAUCAAGGUAAAUCUCUGAAAGAGGUUGCUGCUGAGGUUCAGAAGAAUGAGGGAGCGGGAGGUAAAUCGGAAAAGGCAAAACAGGUCUUUGCAAUGUUAUGGCUUCAAGAAAGUUGUCAACGAUCUUCAAAUUCUGUUCGCCGCGAUCGUGUCUUCACUCGAUAUACCGAGCGUUGCGGGAAUGAGCGGGUCCCGACACUCAAUCCUGCAUCGUUUGGUAAACUUGUGCGAAUCAUCUUCCCUAAUGUACAAACAAGAAGAUUGGGGGUGCGAGGCGAAUCGAAGUAUCACUAUGUUGACCUAUCACUGAUUGUAGACGAUGAUGACCGACACUACGUUUCAACACAUGAAAGACCUGGAACCGCAAACGGCAGCCAGCAUGAAAGACGUGGGUCAACGGCGGAAGCAAACAAAUCCUUUAAGGCUCACAUCACCCCUCCCAUCGAUCGACCCAUAUCACGACCUACUGUAGAAACAGCCGAUUUUCCAGCCCCGAACUCUGCUGCUUUCUUGUGCAAGAAAGCCUCUAUCACCGAAAACGAUCAACAGCGGGGCGAGAGGCCUCAAGUUCAAAAGAUGGACUGUAAAUACAUCAACACGCCUACUAUCCGCUUCUCUACCAAAACCACACCCGCAAGUGUUAUUACCGCUCUGCCUGCAAUUCGUCCCAAUUUGCCUGGUAGUAUGGCCACCUACCUUGGAAUGCCCACCAUCAAUUCGCUUUCUCAACUGUCUUCCUCUUCACAAGAUACUCCAAUCGAGUUCCCCGACAUCCAUCCAUACCUCGAAGGAACAAACUACGACGCCUCGAUAGCUAAAGCUUUGUUCCAUCUCUACCGGUCAUACUGCAUUGAUGUCAUCGACGCCUUUCGAAAGUGCAAGGAAAAGCCAUUUUUCAAUCACCAUUCCGCCUUCAACGGCAAGAUGACCGUCCCUGUGUCUAAACUCUUUUCGAUGGAAUGUUUAGCUCCUUGGAUUCAGGAAUGCGAUAUGCGAAUGUACAAGCAAAUUGUUCGAUUCAUCGCGCCGCUAGCGGUUCAGAAUGUACCAGAUGUUGUGUGGACCGUGUUCGACCGCAUCGGAUCGAGACUGGUCAGUCAUUUAAUUUCAGCUUUCGAGGAGAAGUGCCCAGUCCAUGUUGUCGUGGCGAAGGCGGUUCCGGCCGCCAGAUUUGCGAAUCUUCUAAAGAAGCUCAGGGGUGCUAAUGCAGCAACGUGGCAACUGAGUCGCAUGCUAGAAGAUCCGCAACAGCGGACGCAAAUGUGGCUCGACCUUAUGGCAAUCAUUGAUCCUGAUCGUUUGCUAGAGGAAAGCAUGCCACCCCCCGAGAGCCUGGAGAAACUGCAAGGCGUUCUGAAGCAAGAUAUGAGACCGUUGAUAGCGCCGGUUGAUGGCGAGUUAGUCCGGGUAGCGGAAGCAGACCCGACCAGCGCGUACGCCAACUUUCUCAACGACGCUUCCGAAUUAAGCUUUGGAAUAUUGCCGCCAGACACAAGCGAAGAGCCCACGCCACUUCUAGAGCGAUGGAUCAGUUGGCUAGAGUGUCUGCCCCAACUUUUUGACGGCCAUCACCCUCAAUGUAUGAUCGACUGGCAUUCCAGGCUGUGGAGUAGUGUCAUGACGCAAAUGGGCCAGGGCGGUGCACACAGUUAUCAGUCCUGGUGGUUUGUCGAAUCAUUCACGACGCAAAUGCUCGGUUGGAUGACGCAGAUGGAGGGAUUGCUAAUGGACGAGGCGAGUCAAAAGCUUGCAGACGAAAGAGAGCAAGAGAAGAGCAAGGAGGUCCAACCUCAUUCACGUUUGUCUAUUAGCGGCCCAAAGAGAAAGAGAGCUGAAGACGAUGUUGAUGGAAACGAGGGCGCAUCCGCCGGACUCGACUCACACUUACCCAGGAAGAUGGAGCCAGGUCCCAAGAGUUCACCAACCCUUCCACCAACACAGACAGAAGAACCGGUCGCCCACGAAGUGGACGAUGACGAGACCGAUGCAGAGCUAGAUGAGCUACGACGUGGUGGCCCUUUAGACCUGCCUAGCUUUCACACCGGUCUAAGCAGCCCAAUCAAACGACCGCCUGGUGCGCAUGACGACAGUGGUAUUGAUCUCGGGCUUGAUGUCGAUGCUGAAGCGGAGAAAGAAGCGAAGAAAUUCAACAAGAGAGACUGGCUUCUGAGCAGCGAUCCCGUGGAUUCAUCGAUGGGACUGGGGGUGUUGGCUUGA